Mercenaria mercenaria is the source of this 1305-nucleotide messenger RNA. RefSeq names its product protein qua-1-like. The record is from RefSeq and is a predicted model, not a curated record. NCBI's taxonomy places the organism in Eukaryota, Metazoa, Mollusca, Bivalvia, Venerida, Veneridae. Bases 1 to 1224 code for a protein of 407 amino acids. The transcript is spliced from 4 exons.
AUGAUACAGAAGACAUCUCUUCAGGGUUCGGAAUUAUGUCCAUCUAUUGCAACAGUGAACUACACAGUUGAGUUACGGGUGUCUGUUCUCAAUAAAUUCCAGUCACGUACAACAGAGGGAAGAAACGAAUUAAAAUAUAAGGUUGUUCUUGUAGGACCACCUAAAAAGUCUGAACCAUUUACAAAGUCAGGUGAAGCAAAAAUACCAAAGCCGCCAAAGAUGGUCGUAGAUACGAUCCGUUACAAUCCCAGUAUUUGUACAUGUGGAGAACACGGAUGCCAGCCUAACUAUAGGAUGGAGAGGAAAGUUCGGUGGAUAAAUGAAGAUGUCAGCUCUGCUACAACGGAACAGACGGGUGAGGCAAAAACGAAAGAAAACGACAGUAGAUGUGAUGACAAGCAUGGUGGUGGCAAUGGCGAUGGUGGGAGCGAUGGCAGAGUUAAUGGUGAUGACGGCGAUGGUAGGUGCGAUGGCAAAGUUGAUGGUGAUGACGGCGAUGGUGGAUGCGAUGGCAGAGUUGAUGGUGACGAGAGCGAUGGUAGGUGCGAUGACAAAAUUGAUGACAGAGUUGAUGGAUACGACGGCGAUGGUAGAGUUGAUGGUGACAAAGACGAUGGUGGAUGCAAUGGCAAAGUUGUUGGUGAUGUCGGCGAUGGUAGGUGCGAUAACAAAGUUGAUGGUGACGACGGCGAUGGUGGGUGCGAUGGCAGAUCUAGAGUUGAUGGCAGAGUUGGUAGUGACGACGGCGAUGGUAGUUGCUAUGGCAGAGUUGAUGGUGACGAAUUCGGUGGUGGAUGCAAUGACAAAACUGAUGGUAGAGUGGAUGGUGACGACGGCGGUGGUGGAUGUGAUGACAAAAUUAAUGGCAGAGUGGAUGGUGACGACGACGAAGGUAAAUGCGAUAGCAGAGCUGAUAAUGACGACGGUGGUGGUAGAUUUGCUGGUGACUAUGACAUUGACAGAUUCGAUGGAAAGGUCUUUGGUCACGAAGACAAAGGCAACUACAGUGACAGGCUUGAUAUUACUGAAGUCAAUGGCGGGCCUGAUUUUAGAAGCUAUAAUGAUAAUUACGCUGCAAGGACCGAUCCCCGUAUGUUUGGUACCAAUAAAUUUUUGGAUGAUGAUACAGCAGACAUAUCUCCAGCGUUCGGAAUUAUGUCCAUCUAUUGCAACAGUGAUCUACAUUUUUGGAGGAAAGUUCAAGACGAUGUUGACAAGGAGUAAUUUAUUGUAUGCAGCUUAACUUGUGAAAUAUUUUGUUUCUUAAAAACCAUUUCAAAAUAAAAUCAAGAAAUAUUUUUUCAA